Molecule: messenger RNA, 948 nt
Organism: Ctenopharyngodon idella (grass carp)
Lineage: Eukaryota; Metazoa; Chordata; Actinopteri; Cypriniformes; Xenocyprididae
Product: odorant receptor 131-2-like
Exons: 1
Coding region: 25-948 (307 amino acids)
Biological process (GO): G protein-coupled receptor signaling pathway
Cellular component (GO): membrane
Molecular function (GO): G protein-coupled receptor activity
Source: RefSeq, a predicted model, not a curated record
ACUGUCCUGUUUUCUCUCCCAGAAAUGAACUCGACUGUCAGGAUUGUGGAUGGUUAUCAAGAAGCUCUUGCCAAAAACAUUGUGAUUGUUUGUCUUGGUUUUAUCAUUAAUUUCAUCAACGGAAUGUUAGUAGUGACUUUUUUUUCUAAUACAAUGUUUUCAAGAGACUCCAGAUACAUUUUAUACAUUCACCUGGUAAUCAAUGACAUGCUCAUGAUAUGUGUAACAGUGACUUUAUAUGUGUUGUCCUACGCUUCACCACUUGUUAAUGUUUCAACGUGUUGCAUAUUGGUGAUUCUUAGUUCAACCACCUUUAUGAUCACUCCUUUGAAUCUGGCUGGUAUGGCCAUCGAACGGUUUAUUGCGAUCUGUAAACCACUGCAUCACUCUCAGAUUUGCACUCCACAACGAACCUAUAUCUUCAUAUGUUUGCUAUGGGUUUUAGGAGCUAUACAUUGUCUGGCAGAUAUCAUUAUUUUGCUUUUAACCCAGCCCAUAUCUUUCUUCAGAUCAUUUGUACCUUGCUACCCAAUAUAUGUGUUCCCAUCCAAAGCCCACCAGGAACACACCACUGCUUCACAAGUCAUCUAUAUGUCUUUGGUGUGGAUAACUCUCAUUUAUACUUAUUGCAGAGUCCUGUUCACUGCCAGAAAGGCAGUUUCAAAGGGUUCAGCUAAUAAGGCUCAGAGUACUAUACUGUUACAUGGUGUCCAGUUACUUCUUUGUAUGCUUUCCUAUAUCGCCCCAUUUACGUACAUAAUUAUUACUCCCGUUUUUCCUCAACACAGAGCUAAUAUCGGUUUCUGUAUUUAUCUGCUCACAAUUAUUAUGCCUAGAUUACUGAGUCCCUUGAUUUAUGGGGUCCGAGACCAGAAGUUUAUGAAACAAAUGAAGGAAUACUUUACAUGUAGAGUUAUUAUUGUAAAGAUUGUGCCAUCAAAAUUAUGA